AUGAAACGUCCAUCUUGGCUCCUGACCGCUGACCGCUAUCCUCUUCAGCAAGCACCAUCCUUUAUUUCGACUCCUUCAAGUCCAUUGUAUCCAGUGGAAAAUGACAACAUCACCCUUCAGUGGACAUACACUCUUGAUGGUACUCCUCUGGAUGAUGUAGAAGUACUUUUCACCCCUGAUUCUCCCUCGCUUUCUAUACAAAGAGUUGCGAGGUAUAGGAGUGGAGGCACAACUCAGGUGGCUAGUGAGGUCCGGGAUCGAUUCGUUUUUAAUUUAACAGUUAAUGAAUCAACAAUGAUAAUCCAUCACUCUCAAAGAUCAGACAGCGGAACAUAUGAAUUGAGAGUGAGCCCUGACGACCUGAACUCAGCUUCCAUUACAGACGAAGUCAAGAUUUCAGUGAAAUAUGCAGCAAAGAUCAACUACACCUCUGGUAAUCAGACCCUGAAUGAAAGUGGCACAUUUAAUCUAAGAUGUGUGGCUGAUGGUAAUCCAACUCCAAAUAUCACCUGGACAAGAGUGUCUAACAACAAACCUGUGUCCGUCCCUCUCAUUAUCAGUGGUAAACAAGAUGAAGGAGGCUACAGGUGCACUGCCAGUAAUGAUGUUGGAAGCCCUGAUAGCAGGAUUGUGUAUGUUUUUGUGCAGAAUUACCACCCGGUAAACACCAUUGUGACAACCAAUCUCACUGAAAACACUGUUCUUGUGAAUGAAACCUUCAGUAUCACCUGCAGUGCACAGGCCAACCCACCUGCAAAGUAUCGAUUCUACAAAGGUGAUAAGUAUGUCAAUGCUGCAGACAACAAUGCAGUGAUUGCAACUUCAGUUAGUGAAAGAGUAAAGAUGGUGAACUACAACUGCAUCCCGUUCAAUUUUUAUGGUAAUGGCACCCAAAAGGCAACAGCUGUGACAGUGCACUGUAAGUAUUUGAUUGUAUGA
Pocillopora verrucosa is the source of this 939-nucleotide messenger RNA. The record is from RefSeq and is a predicted model, not a curated record. NCBI's taxonomy places the organism in Eukaryota, Metazoa, Cnidaria, Anthozoa, Scleractinia, Pocilloporidae.